Messenger RNA from Phaeoacremonium minimum UCRPA7, 1389 nucleotides. Its product is annotated as putative tubulin gamma chain protein. NCBI's taxonomy places the organism in Eukaryota, Fungi, Ascomycota, Sordariomycetes, Togniniales, Togniniaceae. The coding region runs from base 1 to 1389 and encodes 462 amino acids. Gene Ontology annotation, cellular component: cytoplasm; centrosome; microtubule. The record is from RefSeq and is a predicted model, not a curated record. The transcript is spliced from 6 exons. Gene Ontology annotation, biological process: meiotic spindle organization; mitotic cell cycle; mitotic spindle organization. Gene Ontology annotation, molecular function: GTP binding; structural constituent of cytoskeleton.
AUGCCGAGAGAGAUCAUCACCAUCCAGGCUGGCCAGUGCGGCAACAGCAUUGGCAGUCAGUUCUGGCAGCAGCUAUGUCAGGAACACGGCAUCGGUCAAGACGGAAACCUCGAGGACUUUGCGACAGAAGGCGGUGACAGGAAGGACGUAUUCUUCUACCAAAGCGACGACACCCGAUACAUCCCACGAGCUAUUUUGAUUGAUCUGGAACCCCGUGUCAUCAAUGGCAUUCAAACCGGUCCCUACAAAAACAUCUACAAUCCAGAGAACUUCUACGUUGGGAAGAACGGUGUCGGAGCAGCGAACAACUGGGGAGAUGGAUACCAAACAGGAGAAUCGGUGCACGAGGACAUAAUGGAGAUGAUUGACCGAGAGGCAGAUGGCAGCGACUCGCUCGAGGGUUUCAUGAUGCUCCAUUCCAUAGCUGGUGGUACUGGAUCUGGUCUAGGAUCAUUUCUCUUGGAGAGACUAAACGACAGGUUUCCGAAGAAAAUCAUUCAGACAUACUCCGUAUUCCCCGAUACUACGAACGCUGGCGACGUGGUGGUCCAUCCUUACAACAGCAUGCUGGCGAUGAGGAGGCUAACGCAGAAUGCCGACUCAGUCGUGGUUUUGGACAAUGGCGCCCUAUCCCACAUUGCAGCGGACAGGCUUCACGUCCAGGAACCAUCAUUCCAGCAAACAAACCAGCUUGUUUCAACAGUUAUGUCUGCAAGCACGACUACUCUCCGAUACCCCGGCUAUAUGAACAACGACCUGGUCAGCAUAUUAGCGUCUCUAAUACCUACCCCGAGGUGCCACUUCCUGAUGACAUCCUACACACCCUUUACCGGCGAUCAGGUCGAGCAGGCUAAGACGGUGCGCAAGACAACAGUGCUUGAUGUGAUGAGACGGCUGUUGCAACCCAAGAACCGCAUGGUUUCAACCGUGCCAGGCAAGAAGAGCUGCUACAUCUCCAUUCUUAAUGUCAUCCAGGGCGAGGUAGACCCAACUGAUGUUCACAAGAGUUUGCUGCGUAUUCGUGAGCGGAGACUGGCAACUUUCAUCCCAUGGGGUCCAGCAAGUAUACAGGUUGCCCUGACGAAGAGAAGCCCCUACAUCCCGAUGAGCCACCGCGUAAGCGGCCUCAUGCUGGCAAACCACACCAGCAUUGCUACGCUUUUCAAGAGAAUUGUCCGGCAAUACGAUGGCAUGCGGAAGCGGAACGCAUUCAUGGAGGGCUACAAAAAGACUGCCCCUUUCGCCGAGAAUCUGAACGAAUUCGAUGAAUCCCGAGAAGUCGUCACAGAUCUGAUUGCGGAGUACGAGGCAGCCGAGGAUGCGGACUAUCUCAAUCCUGAUCUUGGAGACAAGGCGACAUCAGCAGAAACCGACAAGAGGGUAGCUUAG